Messenger RNA from Fomitopsis serialis, 2065 nucleotides. RefSeq lists its product as uncharacterized. The transcript is spliced from 4 exons. The record is from RefSeq and is a predicted model, not a curated record. NCBI's taxonomy places the organism in Eukaryota, Fungi, Basidiomycota, Agaricomycetes, Polyporales, Fomitopsidaceae. The coding region runs from base 298 to 1854 and encodes 518 amino acids.
UCCCCCAUGUAUGAAAGUCUGAGUACGCUGGGAUCAGCCCCCCUGGCCAUUGUUGUUCCCCCACCUCUUUCAUCGCUGCCCGCAGUGCCACUCAGGCUGCUCUAUAUCGCCCUGUGCCUUGCUUUGUUCGUCUGAACGAUCACUCUCAUUCCCUGGUUCAUACAGGAUGCAGGCUCGGCUGUUUGGACAAAUGUUAACACAGAUAGGCGUGCAGCCUCCGCCGCCGCUUCCACCUCCACUCCUGCUCCGGCUGCGGCCCCACCUCCGCCCAACCCGUCACCAUUCCCGUACUUGCCCAUGGACAUCCUGCGCAGGGUAAUGCACGUCGGGGACCUGCAUAGCAAAGACAUCUUCUCCGUCGCUUCCACGUGCAGACCGCUUCAACGGUGCGCCCCGAUGGCUUACAAUGCCAUUCACUUUCCGCUGGACGCGACAUGCGGAACAGUGCGGGGCUUGCUUCGGCUCACGAACAAACUCACCUUACUGUUGCAGACGCUCGGUGAAAACAGAGGUCACCCGACGCACAUCUUCCGUAUCACGCUCUUCGCGCCUCGAUCCUCCUCGGCCGAUGUCUCUUUGUCCUUGGGGCCAGCAUUCGACGCGUCUCCCGUCCGCGAAGAGAACGCGGAAGUGUAUCUCCGCUUAAUAUUCGAAUUCGACUGUUGCCUCAGCCAACUUGUCGCCCACCAGACCACCCCGAACUUACGCACCUUCAUCCUCGACGCCUCCGCGACCGGCCUGCUCCUUCCGUUGUCGUACACGCUGAUGGCGUUCUUACGGGACGAACGGCGUCUCUUCAAAGAGCUUGGUCUCGUCCGCGUCUGCACGAACUCGGACACGAAUAUGCCAUCGCCUCUGACGGACGACAUGCCCAUAGUGCCUGCGCGCAACCUGCAAGUGCGGCGGAUCACGGUCCGCUCGGAGGACGUGCAGCUCUCGCGCGCGUUCUUGCUGCAUCCGGUGUGCGUGCGUGCCCUGGACUUUAGGGAGAGCGUCGUGUCGAGCGAGCCGUGGUUGGCCGUGUUCGGAGGCGGCCUGCGCGACGCUGGGGCUUCGAGCGUAGUCAAUCAGCUGUGUCUGACGUGCGGCGGGAGCAAUCCGCUGUACGAAGAUCAUUCUGACUUUGUGAGCUAUGCGCUGACGACAGGAUGGAACAACCUCUCGAGCCUCUCGAUAUCGGCGUUCUUCAAGCUGGAGCACUUGACCGAGCUCGGCCAGUGCCCGCUGCGUCGUUUGCGGCUCACGGUGAACGUGGAUGACCAGUUCAUGCCCGAAUUCGGCCCGCAUCUGCUCUCGGGCAUCCUCAACAUCUUCCCGAACCUGGAAGAGAUCAUCAUGGACCAUAUGAGGGCGACGCUGUACGCUUACUCGCUGACUGAAGAGUGCCUGGUCGAGUGGAGCAAGACUAUUCGCGAGACUAGCUUGCGCGUACUUGCGUUGUCGACCUUGUUCGUGGUGGAACCGAGCGACUGUGGAUCAGACUAUGCUGAUGUCGGUACCGUAUGCUCGGACGUCGAGAUGAGCGACAGCAUGGAGUCAAGCCUCAAUAUGUCCGAUAACCAGUCCAGCAAACAAAUCGCCGUGGAGUCUCCAGAGUACUUCCUCGACGACCUAGCAACAUUCUCCGAGGAUUUCUUCGACAAACACCUACGCUCGGAGUCCCUGCAGGAACUGCGCUUCCUCUACGAGGAUCCCGAGACUGGCUACACAGAGUCUGUCGGCUUUCGUCCUCAGAUAGCCAAUCCGUCUGCAAUGGAAGGCCCUGAGAAGAGAGACUACAUCGCAAUUCCUGUUGAUGCGGCGUACGACAUGUUCUGGGAGCCGGGUGGAGGCGGAGGCCGGGUGACUAUCUGAGGUCCUUCCUCUAUACAGAUGAGGACAGGGGGGACGAAGAUGAGUAGCUGGAGGAAGGGAUUGCCGGUAGGCACACUUCUUCCUGUUCGGUCUUGUGUGUGCUGUUGUUGACGGAGUCGGACUGCUCUUGGGACUAGUGCCACACGUUGUAUUGCUAGCAUUGGUGCAUUGCAUUGCACCUGUACUCCGCCCCAUCGCAACAGCUGUCGGU